This is a messenger RNA of Phascolarctos cinereus (koala), 361 nucleotides long. The record is from RefSeq and is a predicted model, not a curated record. Lineage: Eukaryota; Metazoa; Chordata; Mammalia; Diprotodontia; Phascolarctidae.
AUGCACUGUGUGGCAGCCUACCUCCUGGCUGUCUUCAGCGGCAAUGAUUCCCCUAACUCCAAGGACCUGUUAAAGAUCUUGGACAGCAUGGGCAUUGAGAUGGACAAGGAGUGGCUGAAGAAGGUCGGCAGUGAGCUGAGUAGCAAGAACAUAGAAGAUGUGAUUGGCCAGGGGAGCAGUAAGCUGGCCUCCAUGGCUGCCGGUGGUGCUGUCGCUGUUGCUACCAGUGCUGGCUCUGCUGCCCCAGCUGCUGGUGGCGCUGCCCCUGCUGCUGCAGAGGAGAAGAAGGAAGAGAAGAAAGAGGAUUCUGAGGAGUCUGAUGAUGACAUGGGCUUUGGUCUCUUUGACUGAGCACCCACCC